Molecule: messenger RNA, 2824 nt
Organism: Coregonus sp. 'balchen'
Lineage: Eukaryota; Metazoa; Chordata; Actinopteri; Salmoniformes; Salmonidae
Source: the annotation of a GenBank genome assembly
AUGGAGAAGAGGAGCGGUCUGCGCCUGUGUCACUUUGGGACAGCCAGGCGGAGGCGAUGGUGGGGUCUGAGGAGAAGAUGGAUUUACAUUUACAUUACAUUUACAUUUACAUGGAGGAUGCUGGGGCUGUUUAAGAUCAACCAGGAACAUGACUUCUGCAGCCUCACCUGUCUUAUGAAAGAGGGCCUGCAUGCUGCCCUACAGACCAGCAACGACACAACAAUACCUGUGAGCAAACCUAUAGACUACACAACAAUAUGCACACUAUUUCAACUGUCACAUAGAAUACAUUUGUAUACCAUAGGAACUUACUGCAUUGACCCACCUCUGAGAAAAUUGCUCUACAUACAGUAUUUGCAUUGUACAUAGCUUUCCCUACUUAUAUGACAAGAAACCUUUCAUUGCGGUUUGAUAAUUAGUUGAUCUUGUUUCAAUCAGGAUAAACUUUCUGCUGAACAUUACAAAUUGGCGGAGACUCAAGUCCACAAGGUGCUAUUUAAUCACUAUUCAAACAAAUAUGUUAAACCAAUCCCGACAGCAUACUGUCUAUUUGAGUAAAUGUUUUUUGGGACACGUCUCAAUUUUGACCCGUGGUCCUCUGUUGCCUCCCCCUGCAGGACUUGGAGAUGCAGACGUUUGCAGGGCCGGUGUUUGCCAGCCUGCGGCGCUCCCUGGAUAUAACAGAGGAGGAGUACCAGAGGUCCCUCUCUUCAGACGGCUGCUAUCUACAGUUCAUCAGCAACUCCAAGAGCAAGGCUGACUUCUUCCUCACGUGAGUCCUGCUGGAGGACACCAUAAACAUCAUAAAUGUACACACAACACACCUAAUCUAUGUCAACUCUAUAUAGUAGCAUAUGUAGUAAAUGUCUUUUUUUCUUCCUUAGGAAUGACAAGAGGUUCUUCCUAAAGACACAGAAAACACGGGAGGUUACCUUUUUCCUAUCCAACCUGAAGGCAUAUAUGGAUCACUUGGAGAAAUACCCCCACUCACUGAUGGUCAGAUUCCUGGGUGAGAGAGAAGACCAACAGCUUAAGAUCAAAAUAUCACAUGACAAAUGGACUGUCACCUUUGUCAGAUGUUCAUAUUCUUAUUUUCUUAUUCCAGGUCUCUAUAGUAUCCAAAUUCCAAAUAAAACAAAGGUAAUUUUAAUGAAGCACAAAUAUUCACAAACACAGUUGUUUUUUUACUCUGUAAGUAACUUUUCUCUCACUCUCCCUCAGAAGUAUUUCAUUGUGAUGCAGAAUGUGUUUUACCCGGACGAGAGGAUUAAUACCAGGUAAACAUUGUUUGUAUUGUAGUUAUGAAAGAUAAAGUUGAUUAAAAAAAAUAUCUUUCUGGAUUGUUUGUUGCCAAUUUUGGCUUUGUCUCUUAGAUAUGACAUCAAGGGCUGUGAGGUGGGUAGGUGGACUGACCCUGCAUCUACGGGAAGCCCAGUUACUAAGAUUCUGAAGGAUAACAACUUUGAAGGAAAGAACAUCAUUCUGGGUAAGAGUCUGGUAUGCCCUAUAUCUGUCAGCACCUGAGGGGAUGGAUAAAGUAAUAUUGUAUUGUGUUCUUUCCUUGUGUCUUAUCAAUUGAAAGGUAAAUCCCCACAUGUUCCCCUAAGAAGUAAACAUUUAUCAUGUGUUGACAGAUCAGCAGCGCUCCUGGCUUGUGGAACAGGUUGAAAUAGACUCUGCCUUCCUCCGUAGCCUCAAUGUGCUUGACUAUAGUAUCCUGCUGGCCCAUCAACCCUUGCACCAAGACGAGCAGGACAGGAAGCACUCCUUUAGUAACCUGACUAUGCGCACUGCAAAGUAGGUGUUCAGUGGAGAACAAUAAUCUACUGUAUGACAAAGUAUGAAAAAAAGUAACACAAUAGUUUUCUUUAGUGGACCUUCCAGGCAAGCAACUAAUGUAAAGUAACAGUGAGAAGAUAAUUAGAAAUCAGGGCUUUUACUCUUAAGCUGAGUUAUUGAAUGGUCUUUCCUCUGCAGGUCCAUGGACCAAGACAGUCCCACAGAGGAAGAUCCCCCCGCUAUUCCGUUGUUGGAGGGGGACUCUGCUCGACUGGCAUCAGAUACAAUAGACAGUGGGUCAAACCACAUCCAGAAUACAGGGGAACACUCUGGCCAUGGAAUCCCCCUCCAGGAGAUAAACCUACACUCAGUAAACCGUACAGAUGCAGAACUCCAUGAGUUCCAUGCUCAUCACCGUAGGCUGCUGCCUAAUUUAAAAAACUCAGUGCAUGUCAUAGACGGACCAAAGCUGCGCUACUUUGUGGGUAUUGUAGACUUUUUCACUGUGUAUGGUGUGAAGAAAAUGCAGGAGAACCUGUGGAAGAGUCUGCGCUUUCCUGGCAGAGCCUUCUCCACUGUCAGCCCAGCUACCUACUCACAGAGGUUCUGCCAGUGGGUAAAGGACCACACCAAGUAAAACGGGGACACUGUGAGAGAUAGAUACAUUGCUAGAAACACAAAGUCCAUUGAAAGAAACAGAAGAGAAUGUCAAGUGAAUAAUCAAACUGGGCAUCAUUUUUUUUUUUGUUUUGUGAACAGCAUGAACAGUAGGUGGCAUCAAAUAGCUUCUGUUGCAGUGGAAGCCUAUUUCAAAAUACAUAAUGUACAAACAACUUGUCAUGUAACUUAUGUUAUUCAAUUUGUUCAUAUUAUGGUAUUCUAUGUGUUAUAUUAUAUAAAAAAUGAUCUAGCGGAAUUUCACUGAAGUGAUAUUUAGCCCAAACAAUUAUGUCAGGUUUCUCAAAAAUCAUACAUGAAUGUGUAUAAAAAUGUAUUGGAAUAAGUCGUGAAUAGAAAAUCAAUAAUAAAACCUGUCACUGCAUAA